AUGGUGGUAGAUAGUCAAUAUCAACAUUUGAUUGCCUGGAAUUAUACAGGUUCCUCUUUUAUUGUGUGCAAUAUCAUGGAGUUUUCCCGGGAUGUUCUUCCAAAGCAUUUUAAGCAUAAUAAUUUCUCAAGUUUCGUGCGACAGCUCAACAUGUACGGAUUCCACAAGGUUAACAAAUCCCCGCGUGGACAUCGAACUCUAGCAGAGAACCAGAUUUGGGAAUUUUCACAUCCGAAAUUUCUUCGUAAUCGAUCUGAUCUCCUUGACGAUAUCAAGCGCAAG
Messenger RNA from Phycomyces blakesleeanus NRRL 1555(-), 282 nucleotides. RefSeq names its product heat shock factor-type transcription factor. The transcript has 2 exons. Gene Ontology annotation, biological process: regulation of DNA-templated transcription. The record is from RefSeq and is a predicted model, not a curated record. Gene Ontology annotation, molecular function: sequence-specific DNA binding; DNA-binding transcription factor activity. NCBI's taxonomy places the organism in Eukaryota, Fungi, Mucoromycota, Mucoromycetes, Mucorales, Phycomycetaceae. The annotation marks the transcript as partial.